AAUCAGGAAAAGUACUUGGCAUUCUUGAUCCUUGUUAAAAGGUUUUUCGAAAAAUUUGUGCAGUUACAGAAUAGUGUGUUUGGGUUUCGAGGCAUGCAAAGAUGUGCCAUCACUUCUUUACGAUUUUUUCGAUAUAGUAGGGUCUAUAGACCUUUGCGGCCCUUUCAUACGUCAGCGUUCAGAUUUCAAGAAAAACUACAGAGAAGAACUACAAAUCCAGUAGUGGAAAGUCUACGCUAUGAGCGUAAGUCACCAAUUGAGCACAUUCUGCUACGUCCGGAUACCUAUGUAGGGUCCACAAGUGUAGCGGAGCAUACGGAUGUUUGGGUAGUAUCUGAAGAUGAACGACGGAUGAUACAGAAGAAAUUAUUAUAUUCUCCAGCUUUGCUGAAAAUUUUUGAUGAAAUCUUGGUGAAUGCGGCUGAUAAUAAGCAGAGAGAUCCCGAGAUGACUGAGCUUCGUGUGGAUAUUGACAGAGACCUAGGGCGAAUCACCGUUUUCAAUGAUGGGCGUGGUCUCCCCAUAGAAAUACAUCCAAAGGAAAACAUGUAUGUACCCACACUUAUUUUUGGUAAUCUGUUCACAUCAUCCAACUACGAUGAUAGAGAGGUUAAGGUUGUAGGAGGUCGCAAUGGAUAUGGUGCAAAACUUUGCAAUAUAUUCUCGAAAGAAUUUGUAGUAGAGACAUCAUCCCGAGAUAGUGGAAGAACUUUC
This is a messenger RNA of Cylicocyclus nassatus, 714 nucleotides long. The record is from the annotation of a GenBank genome assembly. Lineage: Eukaryota; Metazoa; Nematoda; Chromadorea; Rhabditida; Strongylidae.